Messenger RNA from Scedosporium apiospermum, 672 nucleotides. RefSeq names its product Aryl-alcohol dehydrogenase (NADP(+)). The transcript has 2 exons. The record is from RefSeq and is a predicted model, not a curated record. Lineage: Eukaryota; Fungi; Ascomycota; Sordariomycetes; Microascales; Microascaceae. The coding region runs from base 1 to 672 and encodes 223 amino acids.
AUGACUUUUGGAUCCUCGCAGCAGGAACGCUACGGCGAGAUAACCAAGGAGACCGCUAUCCAAAUCCUUGACACCUUCUACGCCGGCGGCGGCAACUUCAUCGACACCGCCUCAGUGUACCAAACGGCGAGUCGGAAGAGUGGCUCAGCGAGUGGAUGGUUCCGCGGAGGAAGCUCUACCAAGAUGAUGAUCGCGACCAAGUACACGAGCGCGUGGCGGCUGUUUCACAAGGAUGAGAUCCAGUCCAACUUUGUCGGGAAUGGUACCAAGUGCAUGGAGAUCUCCUGUGACUUUACUACGUCGGCCCCAGAGCAGAUCCAUAGUCUGAAUGAGCUCGUGGCGGCUGGUAAGGUGCUCUAUCUCGGCAUAAGCGAAACCCCGGCUUGGGUAGUGGCCUCUGCGGACCAGUAUGCGCGAGGCAACGGACUACGGCUCUUUGUCCUGUACCAGGGCAUGUGGAACGCCGUCAUGCGCAACUUUGAGCGUGACAUCAUCCCCAUGUGUCGCGCCGAGGGCAUGGGAUUAGCGCCGUACCGAGUCCUCAAUCAGGGUCGCUUUCAGAGAGCCAAGGGUUUCGAGGAGCGCGAGAAGCACAAUCCUAGUCGCAAGUUCACCCCGACCUCAUCCCGCGACAAACAGGUAUCAGCGGUGCUAGAGAAUAUAUCCAAGUGA